Molecule: messenger RNA, 1256 nt
Organism: Trematosphaeria pertusa
Lineage: Eukaryota; Fungi; Ascomycota; Dothideomycetes; Pleosporales; Trematosphaeriaceae
Product: P-loop containing nucleoside triphosphate hydrolase protein
Exons: 3
Coding region: 11-1069 (352 amino acids)
Biological process (GO): DNA repair; DNA-templated DNA replication
Cellular component (GO): Elg1 RFC-like complex; DNA replication factor C complex; Rad17 RFC-like complex
Molecular function (GO): ATP binding; DNA clamp loader activity; DNA binding
Source: RefSeq, a predicted model, not a curated record
CCAACCCACCAUGGCGAAAGCAGAGUCCUCAAAAGCUGCCAGCAACGGCGUCAAAGUGAACCCAAAUGCGCAAGGAGGGGCAAACUAUGAAUUGCCCUGGGUCGAGAAAUACCGCCCCGUCUUCCUCGACGACGUCGUCGGCAACACCGAAACAAUCGAGCGCCUCAAGAUAAUAGCAAAGGAUGGCAACAUGCCGCACGUCAUCAUCUCGGGCAUGCCGGGCAUUGGAAAGACGACCUCGAUUCUCUGCCUCGCGCGCCAGCUCCUCGGCGACGCAUACAAGGAAGCCGUCCUGGAGCUCAACGCCUCUGAUGAGCGCGGUAUCGACGUCGUACGGAACAGAAUAAAGGGCUUCGCGCAGAAGAAAGUAACGCUCCCGCCGGGGAAACAAAAGCUAGUGAUUCUCGACGAAGCAGACAGCAUGACAAGCGGCGCGCAACAGGCCCUACGCCGCACGAUGGAGAUAUACAGUUCGACGACGAGAUUCGCAUUCGCCUGCAAUCAGUCGAAUAAGAUCAUCGAACCGCUCCAAUCCCGUUGCGCCAUCCUGCGCUACGCCCGCCUCACGGACGCGCAAAUCGUCCAGCGCCUCAUGCAGAUCUGCGAAGCCGAGAAGGUGCAAUGGUCCGACGACGGGAUUGCUGCGCUCGUUUUCUCCGCUGAGGGCGAUAUGCGACAAGCGAUCAACAACCUGCAGUCCACGCACGCCGGGUUCGGCUUCGUGAAUGGGGAUAAUGUGUUCAAGGUGGUGGAUAGCCCGCAUCCGAUCAAGGUGCAAGCGAUGAUAAAGGCGUGCUAUGAGCAGCGGGUGGACGAUGCGUUGACCGUGUUGAAGGAGCUGUGGGAUUUGGGGUACUCGUGCCAUGAUAUUAUCAGCACGAUGUUUAAGGUGACGAAGAGCAUUGAGAGUUUGAGCGAGCAUGCGAAGCUGGAGUUUAUCAAGGAAAUCGGCUUCACGCACAUGCGCAUCCUUGAAGGCGUUCAGACUCUCCUCCAGCUCUCUGGCUGCGUCGCGCGGCUUUGCAAGAUCAAUAUGAAUCCGCAGCUCUUCUCCCUUGCGACGAAAUAAAGCACCCCCAUAUACUUGUUUGGCAUUUAGCAUGGCGUCUGGCGCAGGGAAACUAUCCUGGGGGAAGGGGCUUCUGGAGGGAAUAUGUCACGUCCGUAUGCUAGUCGUCACAUUCGAGAGAUAGGAUCCACGUGCAAAACCGCGCCGUGAGCGACAAUCCCACAUCCGAAUUUCUAUCUAUCUAUCC